AUGAGUGCUAAUUUGGCUUUGAUUCUGGCGACCUGUCUGAGCGGAGUUUGGGGAUGCCAGUUGCCCCAUGACUGGAGACCACAGACCGAGGCGUGCCGCGCGGAGCUCGCGGAGAUCAUCGUUUUCGCCAAGGUGCUUGCGCUGCACAAGGACUCAUACAGUGUGUACAACUACCUGCCUUGGCAGUAUGACACGGACCUCUUCUUCUCCGCCGAGAUCGAGCUGCAAUGUGACCAGGCGUGGGGCAGCAUGCUGGAGGUCCCUGCCGGUUCCCGGUUCAAUGUCACCGGGCUGGGCUACUUCCCCUGUUACUCCUACAGCGCAGUGGAGAACAACUCUUACUAUUUCUUUCUGAGGUAAGAGACAGUGACAUCCUGGUGUUGGAGGAGCAUUUAUCACUUUCAAGCAAGUGUGGCGGUUUUGUAAGUCAGAAAUGACACAAUCAUAAUUCAACAGAAAAUAGGCAUACAGUGAUUUGGUAGUGUAAUUGCCUGAACUUGUGUCUAGAUACAAUAUAACCCUUACAUUUCCAGCUGUGUUAUCAUUUUUUACAGUCAUAAUGAGAAACUUGUGUUUGAUGAAUACUUGGUGAAAUAGAGUUGAGAGUGCUGGUCUGGCCGUUAGAAUUGUCUUGGGAUGCAAACACAGCAGGAAUAAUAACCCAAACCUGCUGUGUGUGUGUGUAUGUGUGUGUGUGUGUGUGCGUGCGUGUGGUGUGUGUGUGUGGUGUGUGUGUGGUGUGUGUGUGUGUGUGUAAUAUGAAAGUGUGUGAUAUGGAGUAGCUAGAUUGUGAGAAAAACAGCAACAGAUUGAAAAGCGGAUCAGGUACCAGUCCUUCUGAAGUAAUGCCUUUAAUGAUACUACAGUAUCUAUCAUGGACAGAUGGAUGAUGCACAUCAAUUUCCUCAGAUGUCACACCUAACGUGGGGGCAACAGAUGGAGAGAGAGAGAGACUCAGCACUAGCACCACCAGUGAAUUUGACCCCAACACGUUUGACCCAAAGUUAACUUUGUCUCACAUAUUAUAGGUAAAAUAUCUGUGCUACUUUGUGAUAGUUAAAAUGCCUUACACAAUUUACAGCAUAUCAGUAGAUUUGUUUCCACAAAGGCAGGUUUUCAUAAUGUGAGUUGAUUGACACCUUAAUACUUAUCUCCCUUGGUUUUAGAGGGGAACAACACAACAGUCUUAGAAAAAGUGCCUAUGGCAUUCCAGCUUUUAUAAUUACAGAGGCUGACAGUUCCCAACUGGUUAGGGGAGACCCUUAAAGCUGGAAGUUUAGGCUGAGGGUGUUAUCUCCACACCAACCACAGGCUGGCUGGGAAGUCCUUUGUAUCCCAAACAUAGAACAACCCUGCUGAAUGACACCAGGCCUUCUGUUCUGGGAGAUUAACUUGUGCCAACAGGUUUAACUGAGGUCUCAUGUCCUGUGUUUCUUUCAUUCUCAGCACCUAGAACAGAUAAAAGCACAUUCAAUCAAAGAGUCUUUCAAAGGCAUUCCAUUGUGGAGUAUUCAGCUAUCCCGUAUGGAUGUUCACGGCCAAGUACAGUAAUGACUGUGUGUUUAGAUAGUCAGGGGGAGAGUGUGUGUAUAUGUGUGUUUUGUAGAUGAGUUGGAUGGCCAGCUGCAUUGUUUAUAGUUUUUUUGAAGACCCCAGGUUCAUAGCCCCCCUGCUGCCAGUCAAUACACUCACUCACACACACACACACACACACACACUCACACACACACACACACACACACACACACACACACACACACACACACACACACACACACACACACACACACACACACACACACACACACACACACACACACACACACACACACACACACACACACUCACACAUGCACACACACACACACGCACACACACACACACACACAGACUACAUGCAUAUACGUAUUAACACAGGUCCACACACACACACACACACACACACACACACACACACACACACACACACACACACACACACACACACGAACUUGUGUGUUCUGUUUGAGAGGAAAGGUUGAUGGUGUCACUAUGUAGCCGUUCUCCAUCACUGGGAAACCCAUAAGGCUUUGGGGUUUUUGCUGAUCUGAAAGUCUACUCAUCCUGAAACUACAAACCAUAGGGAUUAACCCUGCAAUCAGCCAGGGGACCCUGGAAGGAAACAACCUAAUAAGGAUCACAAUAAGACACAGACAUACGGGUCGAAGGAUUUAGUGUGCCAUGAAAAUAAAAAAGCCUACAUUUACAUGUAAUGUGCUGUGUUAAACUGUCACUCAAAGUUACAUAAAAAGCCUAUAUUAGAAUAUGCCUCCUGUGAUGGAUCUCUAGACUACCUCCCUCCAUUAGGAUGCUGGGAUGGUGGGGGGAGGGUGUCUGCCUGAGCCCAUAGUGCUGCUCUGCAGCUUCUCAGCUAAUCUCAGACCUCCGUCAUAAACUGUUAACAGAGGAGUCUCCAGUUCCAGAAAGCAUUGUUCUCGUCGUUCUGCAACGCUGGCUCUCUCAGGCGCUGAAUCAGCAAGCUAGUGCUGAAAAGUUUCCAUCAGAGUCUCCAGUGAGCUCCCAUUUCCUGUUAAAGCCCCCCAUACGACACAGUCUGAAACAGCCUCCCCAAUCAAUCAUGACUAUGAGUGCCCAGGACAGGACAAAAGGGAGUUUAGCAUAGGAAGAAAUGCAACAAGGAGUCUCCCACAGGACCGAAACUGUAGACUGGUUGAUUGGUCGGCCUGUCUAUGCCAAAUGUAGUCAUCUCAAUCCCGUAACAUUGUUACUUGUCUGCUGUUAAACAAAGAGAAGGGACAUAUUAUUAUUCUUGGUGAUUCUGUGAGUAGAAUGUGUGGGUUAAGGUUUUACAGUUCAUGCCUCAGUUAGGACUUAAUAGUUCAUCCCUUGCUUUCAUCUAGCCGGAUGGAUUGAAGGGGUCAUGACAGCCAUUCAUUCUGAACUCACAAGGAUGUCUCCACAAGUUCAGUCAAUAAAUCUCAAUGCAGUGGUGGUGCUCUGGUGAGCUUUAAGCCUCAAGACACUCAGCUGCCUGCCCCUAGAGAGGGCUACUGUAAUUUGGAAGAAGCCUCCUUCCCUAUGUUUUAAUUCCAAGAAUCACCCAUUUGAAAAGAUAGAAUAGGUGAAAGCACUGAAAGCAAUAAACAAGUGCUAUAUUCUCUCCAUUGUGUUCAGUUCACUUAUGUACUGUAAGUAGGAUGGGAAAGGAUGCUUGCUUGAAGAACUGAGAGACACAGCAUAGGGCUACUGGGGGAAUUGAUUCCAGGGUGUCUGCCUUAGUCUCCAAUACCAUGGAGAAGGCUUGUUAUUUGGCUCAGGUAUAUUGCACAUCCCAGCGGUUCCCCCUUUGUUAACCUCCUCCUUUGAGUCUUUGGUGUGUGGCUGAACCAUGAACCAACCAGCCAGCUGGUUCCAUUUUGACAGGGCAAAACUCACCAGUCAAACCGUCACAGAAAAGCAAAGAAAUAGGAGAAAGGCUGCAUGGAAACAUUAAUUAAACCAACAUGCUCUUGACUAAACAAGGUUAAGACGAGAUGACAAGCUUUCCUAUGGAGGACCAGGUUUUGUUGUGUGGAGGGAUGGGGGAGAGGGAGGUGAGCUCUGUUUAAAGUUGAGGAAUUUGAGAGUGGAUGUGAAAAGGGGUCCGAGAACCAGCAGACACGUACGCUCUCUGGAAGCCAUUAGGGUUUGAAAAACAGGAUAAUCCCUAUAACUGCUGUCGAUACCUUAUGCUGAGAGUGUAAUGGAGAUGAUACGUUGGUUUGGCAGAACUUUGACAAUAUAGCUGGCUAAUACAGACACAGCAUCCAGGAUAUCAUUUAGCUAAACCAGCAUAGACAUAUUUUUCUUAAGAUAUUGUUUUUUUCUACAACCAUUGACUGUGGAACUGUUUUGGAAUGUAUACAUCAACUGGUUGGGACGUAAUUAUUUGCCUGCUAAGUGCCAUGGAAUUUGUAGAAGCUGAGAAGAAAUUGAAACCAGUGGAAACAUUGGCUAUUAAACUGCAUUUACUAGUGCUGGUUGACAUUACUGUGCCAUCUGGGAGUAUUUGGUUGGUUUAUACAUUGGGUUGUAAUCCAAUAGGGACCAAAUGUCUUGAGACUUACAUGCUAGACUUGUGAAGUAGGGGAAACACUGGCCACAGCCCUCAACAUGCAACAGAGCAGAGAGAGACAGAGAGUGAGAGAGGAAGGGAUGGAGGGAGGGCGAGAGCGAUCGAGUGAGUGAGGGAUGGAGGAAGGUGGAGAAAAAGAGAGAGGGACAAAACGUACUGUUUAUGAAAUAUAUAAAACAAUCCACAAAGCCGUGCUUGUCAGGAUGGGGAAGGAUCCAUGUCUCAGGAGCAUGGAAUUAAUAAAACCAGUGCAUCAGUUAUUGUUUUGAGGGAGAUAUUGGUUCCAGUGUCCCUCAAAAUAUGCAGUGAAAUUAAUUUCAAAGCUAUUGAAAUGAACACACACACACACAGCACACACACACAGCCAUUAUCAUUGGUCAUGUCCAUUGUGAGUGUGUUCUUGUAUCUGUGCUAAAUAGUCUGGUAAUUAGAACCAUAUGCAUUUUUUGGGCCAACAGUACAACACAGAGUGUUAUUCCCUCCGGAUCCUCUCUCCCCAUCCACAUAAUUCUCAGGGUUGACCUUGUGUUGCCCCUGCUUACAUUCCAGUGCCGGAGUAGUUCAUCAUUAUCAACAUUAUGAGUGACCCCCACUGUAGGGACAAAACAUCAAGCUGUCUGGGUCAGACAAAAACAUACAAACAUACACCGUAACAAAUGACUCUUUGGAUCAACAAAAAAAAUACUUUAACUGGUUACAAGUAAAUAAGUUAGGUUUUCUCAAUUGAAAAAAACAAUGUUUAUUGAAAGCAAAUAUAUAUGAUUAACUUAGAUUAUUAACAAACAAUAAUUCAAGUUGCAACCUAUUUCUUUCAACGCUCAACUUACUUUUCCCCUUUAAUAAAUAACAUAAAUCCAAACUAAUAUUUAAUGUACAGUGGGGAAAAAAAGUAUUUAGUCAGCCACCAAUUGUGCAAGUUCUCCCACUUAAAAAGAUGAGAGAGGCCUGUAAUUUUCAUCAUAGGUACACGUCAACUAUGACAGACAAAAUGAGAAAAAAAAUCCAGAAAAUCACAUUGUAGGAUUUUUAAUGAAUUUAUUUGCAAAUUAUGGUGGAAAAUAAGUGUUUGGUCAAUAACAAAAGUUUCUCAAUACUUUGUUAUAUACCCUUUGUUGGCAAUGACACAGGUCAAACGUUUUCUGUAAGUCUUCACAAGGUUUUCACACACUGUUGCUGGUAUUUUGGCCCAUUCCUCCAUGCAGAUCUCCUCUAGAGCAGUUAUGUUUUGGGGCUGUCGCUGGCCAACACGGAUUUCAAAUCCCUCCAAAGAUUUUCUAUGGGGUUGAGAUCUGGAGACUGGCUAGGCCACUCCAGGACCUUGAAAUGCUUCUUACGAAGCCACUCCUUCGUUGCCCGGGCGGUGUGUUUGGGAUCAUUGUCAUGCUGAAAGACCCAGCCACGUUUCAUCUUCAAUGCCCUUGCUGAUGGAAUGAGGUUUUCACUCAAAAUCUCACGAUACAUGGCCCCAUUCAUUCUUUCCUUUACACGGAUCAGUCGUCCUGGUCCCUUUGCAGAAAAACAGCCCCAAAGCAUGAUGUUUCAAUCCCCAUGCUUCACAGUAGGUAUGGUGUUCUUUGGAUGCAACUCAGCAUUCUUUGUCCUCCAAACACGACGAGUUGAGUUUUUACCAAAAAGUUCUAUUUUGGUUUCAUCUGACCAUAUGACAUUCUCCCAAUCCUCUUCUGGAUCAUCCAAAUGCACUCUAGCAAACUUCAGACGGGCCUGGACAUGUACUGGCUUAAGCAGGGGGACACGUCUGGCACUGCAGGAUUUGAGUCCCUGGCGGCGCAGUGUGUUACUGAUGGUAGGCUUUGUUACUUUGGUCCCAGCUUUCUGCAGGUCAUUCACUAGGUCCCCCCAUGUGGUUCUGGGAUUUUUGCUCACCGUUCUUGUGAUCAUUUUGACCCCACGGGGUGAGAUCUUGCGUGGAGCUCCAGAUCGAGGGAGAUUAUCAGUGGUCUUGUAUGUCUUCCAUUUCCUAAUAAUUGCUCCCACAGUUGAUUUCUUGAAACCAAGCUGCUUACCUAUUGCAGAUUCAGUCUUCCCAGCCUGGUGCAGGUCUACAAUUUUGUUUCUGGUGUCCUUUGACAGCUCUUUGGUCUUGGCCAUAGUGGAGUUUGGAGUGUGACUGUUUGAGGUUGUGGACAGGUGUCUUUUAUACUGAUAACAAGUUCAAACAGGUGCCAUUAAUACAGGUAACGAGUGGAGGACAGAGGAGCCUCUUAAAGAAGAAGAAUUUUCCACCAUAAUUUGCAAAUAAAUUCAUUACAAAUCCUACAAUGUGAUUUUCUGGAAAUUAAAUUCUCAAUUUGUCUGUCAUAGUUGACGUGUACCUAUGAUGAAAAUUACAGGCCUCUCUCAUCUUUUUAAGUGGGAGAACUUGCACAAUUGGUGGCUGACUAAAUACUUUUUUUCCCCAAUGUAUAUACAACCAAUUUUUUCAUCUUGUUCCAAGCUAAUUUUUUAUUUGAUAUUACCUAUCCAAAUUUCUUCAAUUGGAUUACAAGCAAUUAAAUCAUUUCCCUGUAUCAAGAAAUUCAGUUGGUUCAAUAACAUGAAAUAAUGAUUAAGUUCACAUUCUUUACAUAGACUUUCAAAUGUAUUGACUUCAAUAGUGUAAUCAAAUGGUAACUAGUUUUCCAAUGAAAACUUUACCAAGCUCUUUAGUAUCGUUGCAAGCAAGUAUCAUUACAGAUUCAGUGUUGGCAGUGCACAUGUUAUACCUUGUAUAUAGAAUACAACAAAGCAGAUUAACUGGAAUGACAUUCACUCUCACAGAUGGCCAAAAAUAACAGUCUGAAAGCCACGUCCCCAAUAAGACACACCUUUAACUCUUCUGAUAGGCUGCUGCCGCUACAUUGCCCCCACCGCUAUGCAAUGUGCAUCUGCAUGAGUUGUUGAAAGCAAUUUAGAAGCGUUCAUUCAAUUUAAAAAAUCACAUUGAUCUGUCAAACUCAUUAUUUUAUUUCAGACAAAUUGAGUAGAAUAGGUUUAACAAACCAAAACGUAACUUUAGAUCAUACCAAUCAGUAAAAGCACUUCAGAUAACAACAGCGCCGUCCCACUUUUUACAGUGUAGAGCUCACAACACACACACACUCAUGAGGUACAGUGAGGGAAAAAAGUAUUGGUAACACACUUUGCCGUGAAGGUCUGAAAUCCUGCAGCGCCCGCAAGGUCCCCCUGCUCAAGAAAGCACAUAUACAUGCCCGUCUGAAGUUUGCCAAUGAACAUCUGAAUGAUUCAGAGGAGAACUGGGUGAAAGUGUUGUGGUCAGAUGAGACCAAAAUGGAGCUCUUUGGCAUCAACUCAACUCACCGUGUUUGGAGGAGGAGGAAUGCUGCCUAUGACCCCAAGAACACCAUCCCCACCGUCAAACAUGGAGGUGGAAACAUUAUGCUUUGGGGGUGUUUUCUGCUAAGGGGACAGGACAACUUCACCGCAUCAAAGGGACGAUGGACGGGGCCAUGUACCGUCAAAUCUUGGGUGAGAACCUCCUUCCCUCAGCCAGGGCAUUGAAAAUGGGUCGUGGAUGGGUAUUCCAGCAUGACAAUGACCCAAAACACACGGCCAAGGCAACAAAGGAGUGGCUCAAGAAGAAGAACAUUAAGGUCCUGGAGUGGCCUAGCCAGUCUCCAGACCUUAAUCCCAUAGAAAAUCUGUGGAGGGAGCUGAAGGUUCGAGUUGCCAAACGUCAGCCUCAAAACCUUAAUGACUUGGAGAACAUCUGCAAAGAGGAGUGGGACAAAAUCCCUCCUGAGAUGUGUGCAAACCUGGUGGCCAACUACAAGAAACGUCUGACCUCUGUGAUUGCCAACAAGGGUUUUGCCACCAAGUACUAAGUCAUGUUUUGCAGAGGGGUCAAAUACUUAUUUCCCUCAUUAAAAUGCAAAUCAAUUUAUAACAUUUUUUACAUGCAUUUUUCUGGAUUUUUGUUUUGUUAUUCUGUCUCUCACUGUUCAAAUAAACCUACCUUUAAAAUUAUAGACUGAUCAUGUCUUUGUCAGUGGGCAAACGUACAAAAUCAGCAGGGGAUCAAAUACUUUUUUCCCUCACUGUACAUAUUAUGUGUGAGUGAGAAAAUGAUGGAGUGAGUGUCUGUGUGUGUUGGAGUGACAGUGUGUGUAAGUGUGUAGGGCCCUGUGAGUAUGCAUAGAGACAGUGAAAAUAUUGAAAUAUCAAUAAAGAUACAAGGUAAACUCAGUCCAUGUAGCUAUGUUGUUAGCUAUUUAUCAGUGGAUGUGUGUGUGUGUGUGUGUGUGUGUGUGUGUGUGUGUAUGUUGUGUGUGUGUGUGUAUGUGUGUGUGUGCGGUUUGUGUGUGUGUUUUUGUGUGUUUUUGUGUGUGAAGGCAGAUGUCUGCUCGGAGAGGUUAGCAGUGACAUGGUUCAACACCACAAUGAAUGAAAACAAGAGAGGGGUAGAAAAACUAAAUAAGGGAGGACGUUAGAGACAUAGAGGGAGUUGGGGAGAGUGUGCCACUUUGUUUGGAUGAGUUCAGAUGUGAACUUUCAAUGUUUCGCCUGAAGGUUAAUUACUUUGUAAUGCAUAAGUGCUUUAGUGUAGCUGCUGAAGAAGUGUCAUAAUGUUGUACUGCAGGUGCUCUAACUGUGUGUUAUGCAACGGGUAUUCCCCUCCUUGUCACACGAUUGGAGGUUUUAUUAGACAGCUGUGGCCCAAGGCAGAGUUGAAAUGUUCAGAUACCAAAGCCACACUCUAACCAGGUUUCAAUCAAACAUUUUUAUGCGAGUAAAGUAACAGAACAUUUUUCGGUAAACAUUCCAAAUGUCGACAAAACAAAAUACGCUAGACAUUGUGGGAUCUUUUUGUGUCGGUAAAAUGAAUUAUGUGAAAAAUGUUGGUGGAAAAGCUUUUAUGCGCAAAUAUUGAUAUAAUAACAAUCAUAUCAAAGUAAACUUGGAGUCACGUGAUGACAUGUUGUGUGGUCCUCCCACUACUACUCAUCGGGAAAGCAUGCAGUUUAUUAGGUUACAGAUUAAAUAAAUUAUGAUGAACUUCACAGGGAGGUGAAAGUGCAAGGUGAUGAGCUUGAUGCUCCUUUCCAAUAAAUAUCAAGGGUCUUAUUCUGGUGACUUGAUAAUCAAUGCUUGGCUGCCUUUGACAAAUAAAAAUAAUCUUGCUCCUUUGUCCAUAAUAGUAAUCUCAUCAUGUAGGCUUUAUAUGCUCUCUAGCAUGUGCCAAUACCAGAGUGUGCACACUCACUAUAUAAAACAAAAUCUUUCAUGAAAGAUUCAUCAGUAGAGUUGAAAAUGAGAUGGAAACCCAUUUAACUUGUAUUUUUUAUUCGGUACAUGGGAAUUUAACCGCAAAAGUUUUGUAUGUGCACUACAUCAUCACGCACAGCCUUUUAUCUGCAACAACUCAAUUUGAUGGAAACACAUCUGGUGGGAAAAUGUGUAUAUGGUUUUUAUGCAGAAUUUAGAAUAUUCGCAUGAAAAUCUGUCUCCAAAUGGAUGGAAACCUAGCUACUAUGGAGGAUAAAAUACAGUUAUUUUAACCCUGCCUGACACCAACGGCAGCAUCACACAAGCUGCCACACCGCAGUCUCAGAGCCAUACUGUAUGAGGGUUUUGUGUGUGUGUGUGUGUGUGUGUGUGUCUGUGUGUGUUUGUGUGUGUGUGUGUGUGUCUGGAAUUCAAAUGGAAUGCAUCUUCAUCCCCUGUCUCUCUGUGUUCCCCAGGAUGGAUGAGAACUACAGCAUUAUCCCCCACGGGGUUAACUUCCAAGACCCAAUCUUCCCAGACACACCAGAGAACCACCAUAUGUUCGCCAGCCUCUUCCAGUUCUCCAACUGCACGGCCGGAACCAUGGUCCACACCUACACCCCAGAGUGGGAGGCUCAGGAGGACAGCCGGGUACGAAUUCAACUAAUCUAUCACUCCGGUUUUUAUGUGCCUUUGUUAAGAAAGUCUCAACAGCAACUCCUGAACAGCAGCUCCUAA
Messenger RNA from Coregonus sp. 'balchen', 10075 nucleotides. Lineage: Eukaryota; Metazoa; Chordata; Actinopteri; Salmoniformes; Salmonidae. The record is from the annotation of a GenBank genome assembly.